UUCACAGGAACAUUGAUAGGGCCCUGAAACACACACAUUUCUGAGUUGAGCUGUUAACAGCUUAAAAAACAGUGUUAACCUGUUUUUCCAAAGUCUGAAACUAACCCACACAGCUUUUCCAUUCACUCCUGGCAUAGCCCAGUUUUGUUUGCCAGUUUUGUGUAACCCCUCCCCUUUCUUCUCUUACAGGUAUUGUUUUCUAAUUUGGUGUCUCACCUGAAACCUGAGUCCGUUGUGAGGUGAGGCUCGCAGCUCUCUGUAACUCUGACGCUAAAAUGGACUUUUGGAGCAGACCAGCUAAGAUCACUUACAAGCGGUGGACGAAUCCUGAGCUAAGGGGUGAGGCAAAUUUUGUGGGUCGCAGCGAUGAGUCCCAGGGCUCAGACAACGAGAUCUGCACUAUAGCCUCAUCGAGAGCCGACUCAACGGCCAGAUAUGGAUCUAAUAAAACUGAAGAAACCUUUACAGUAAACAAUGCACUGGAGGCUAUCGGUUUUGGAAAGUUCCAGUGGAAAAUCUCUCUUCUCACUGGACUGUCAUGGGUAGCAGAUGCGAUGGAGAUGAUGAUCCUCAGCAUCUUGGGGCCACAGCUGCACUGUGAGUGGAGGCUGCCCAGCUAUAAGGUGGCUCUCAUAACCUCGGUGGUGUUUGCCGGGAUGGGGAUCAGUUCACCUUUAUGGGGAAAGGUGUCUGACAAGUUUGGCAGAAAAGUUGGUCUAACACUUUGUAUGUUCUGGACUCUGUACUACGGCCUGUUGAGUGCCUUUGCUCCUGUGUAUGGCUGGCUCUUGGUCCUGCGGGGCCUCGUAGGCUUUGGCAUUGGAGGAGCUCCACAGUCGGUGACACUCUACUCAGAAUUCCUCCCAAUGAAGGCGAGAGGCAUCUGCAUCAUGCUGAUUGCGGUAUUCUGGGCAGUUGGUGCUGUGUUCGAGGUCCUCCUGGCCCUGUGGAUAAUGCCCACUUUGGGCUGGAGGUGGAUGCUCGCCCUGUCCACUUUGCCGAUGGCAAUCUUUGUUUGCUUUUGCUUUUGGCUUCCUGAAAGUCCUCGUUUUGACAUGCUGAUGGGAAAAAGAGAGAAGGCCAUGAGAACCUUAAUGCGUGUUGCCAAAGAGAAUGGCAAGGCCAUGCCUCAAGGGAAGCUGAUUUCCUAUAAACAAAAUGACCGUGGACAAAUCAAAGAGCUCUUCGCUCCUCAGUACUGGAGGACUACUCUGCUCCUGUGGUUUAUAUGGUUUGCAUAUGCCUUCUCUUAUUACGGGAUCCUCCUGUUGACAACUGAGAUGUUUCAAGCUGGAGAUGGAUGUGGGGCGACCCAAGGGGCGAAGAUUGAACCAAGCUGUAGUCUGGAAUGCAAAUAUUUGACAUCAGAUGACUACAAAGAUCUCUUAUGGACCACCUUGGCUGAAUUCCCAGGUCUUUUAGUUAUCCUUAUUGCAGUUGAGUGCAUAGGCAGGAAGAAGAGCAUGGCACUGUGUUUCUUCAUGUUUUCCUUGUGCAUUCUGCCCUUAUAUGCUUGUAUUGGGAGGACUGCUCUUACCAUCUUCAUCUUCAUUGCCAGAGCCUUCAUCUCUGGAGGAUACCAAGUUGCUUAUGUUUACACACCAGAGGUGUUUCCUACAGAAAACCGUGCCUUAGCGAUUGGGACCUCCAGUGCGAUGGCCAGGUUGGGUGCCCUGAUCACCCCCUUUGUGGCACAGGUGAUGCUCAGAGUAUCAGUGUAUUUGACCCUGUCGUUAUACUGUGGCUGUUGUGUGCUGGCCGGCAUCGCAUCCUUGGUCCUGCCCAUUGAGACGUUAGGCAGGAGUCUGCAGGAAUCUGGUCCUGACCAGGAGGCCGUAGGGCAGACAACCAACCAGUCAUCAAAUGGUACACCACACUCCCAGGGUUAAAUCAAUCAGGAGGAUUUUUUUUUAUGGAAAAGAAAGGAUAUUGUGUCACCUCCCAGGCUGCUGCAGACGCUGCAGUUGUCUCUUUAACUAUGGACUGAAUCGCCUGAGCGGUGAUGGGUGAAGAGCAACAGGGGACAAUCUCAUUACAGGCACGGAGUGAUAAUUGAGGAUAGGCCUACUGCCCAUGUCUGUUUUGCUUCAGGCUUUUUUUUUGUUUGUUUGUUUGUUUGUUUGUUAGUAAAUCUCAGGUUUGUACUUUGCACAAUAAGAGAUACAUGGUUCUAUUGCCAUGGCUCUACAUGAAGGAUUGUGUGAUUAAUUGAUUAGUCUAGCGCUGCAACAAUUAGUUGAUUACCUGAUUGGCAAAAUAAUUAUUUGGCAGCUAUUUUUGUAAACAAAUAAUUGUUUUCUGUUUGUUCCACCUUCUCAAAUGUGAUUAUUUAAUGCUUUUGUUUUGGAUUGUUAGCCAGACAAAACUGGCCAGUGUGAAAUUAGAACAACAAUUUUGGACCACCAUCUGACAUCUCCUAAACAAAACAAUUCACUGAGAAAAUAAAAGGCAGAUUAAUCAACA
This is a messenger RNA of Toxotes jaculatrix (banded archerfish), 2463 nucleotides long. RefSeq names its product synaptic vesicle 2-related protein-like. Bases 276 to 1889 code for a protein of 537 amino acids. The transcript is spliced from 16 exons. Gene Ontology annotation, molecular function: transmembrane transporter activity. The record is from RefSeq and is a predicted model, not a curated record. Gene Ontology annotation, biological process: transmembrane transport. NCBI's taxonomy places the organism in Eukaryota, Metazoa, Chordata, Actinopteri, Toxotidae. Gene Ontology annotation, cellular component: membrane.